Molecule: messenger RNA, 555 nt
Organism: Diutina rugosa
Lineage: Eukaryota; Fungi; Ascomycota; Pichiomycetes; Serinales; Debaryomycetaceae
Exons: 1
Coding region: 1-555 (184 amino acids)
Source: RefSeq, a predicted model, not a curated record
AUGAACCUAGCGUUCAAUCCCCGAGCGGAAUUGACGCCGGAAUAUAACCAACAACUACGACGACCCACUGCUAUUGCCAACGGAGACAAUGGCAGUCUCGAACAACAACCCGAACAACCACCAUCACCGCAGCGCAUUCUGCUAGCCGAGCUUCAUCGCAUGGAGCCCGCAAUCGGCAUGAGUGAUAACAACGACAAAUAUAUUAUUUCCAUCCAUCAGGCCGUCAUCUCCCCGAGGGGUCUGAUCAUAGUGCGGGACGCUCAGAGUGAGCCGCACAUCCUCCGCUUUCUGCUAUGUGUGUGGGACCUGUCCACUUCGCAACCGUUAUGCAUCGACUAUACCACCGAUGACGAGCGCCGACGAUUCUUUGAGUUUGAACGAUUAGCAGAUAUCCCUGAUAACAUUGAGGAAAUUGAAGAGCUUUUAAAAAACGUGAGCAAAGUGCGAGACCCGCUAGACGUCACCAUCGUGCGAGCCUACGGUCGGCUCCCGACGGGGCAUGUAUACCCAUACUGGACGAGCGAUCUCACUCUCCGCAAAUUGGUGACAAUAUAA